Eruca vesicaria subsp. sativa (arugula) is the source of this 378-nucleotide messenger RNA. Lineage: Eukaryota; Viridiplantae; Streptophyta; Magnoliopsida; Brassicales; Brassicaceae. The record is from the annotation of a GenBank genome assembly.
AUGUUUGUUAACGCUAGUGUUCUGGUGGUCAAGAGCAAGGAGAGGAUGGUGAAGAAUCUCGACGCACAAACAGUCAAUAGAAACAUUUUUUUCAGCUUGAGACGCGAAACAAGACUGCUCCGUAUACAUGUCCUACUACCAAAUACCAGGAAGUUCUUGGUUAAUCUAAUAGAUGAAUACUACCAAGGAUUGUUGAGCUGGGAAGUGUUUUCAACCACGGUGAAGGCCUUUCACGCUACAAGAAUGGGGGGGGGGGGUCCCAAGAAGCGACUUGUGAUUCCUAAUAAACCUAACGAAGAAGACUAUUUCUAUGCUAAUACCUAUCAUAGAUGUAUGAAUGUCUUGAGCUGUUACAUGAGAAUAAUGGUGAUUCACUAG